Molecule: messenger RNA, 1101 nt
Organism: Cryptomeria japonica (Japanese cedar)
Lineage: Eukaryota; Viridiplantae; Streptophyta; Pinopsida; Cupressales; Cupressaceae
Product: auxin-responsive protein IAA10
Exons: 6
Coding region: 125-805 (226 amino acids)
Biological process (GO): regulation of DNA-templated transcription
Cellular component (GO): nucleus
Molecular function (GO): protein binding
Source: RefSeq, a predicted model, not a curated record
UUUUCUCCUCUUCCUUCUUCUUAUACCACCUAUUUAAAUUAGCCCUACUACCACCAGGAAUAAAUUAUCAUUUUUUUCUCUCUUCUUUUGCCAAUAAUUCGUUUAGCAGUUUGGAUCCUUUGGAAUGAGUACGCACGAUUAUAUUGCCCACCUCUCUGCAUAUUCGGAUUCGGACCAUGCCCAUGCUGAACACCAGUUUGAAGAGACCGAUCUCAGAUUGAGUUUGGGCCUUCCUGUGGCUGAUUUGUUCAACAAUGAGAGGAAUUGGGGCAAGGCAGAGUGUAUGAGAAGGUUUGGCCUGCAGGGCUCCAGUGAAGAGGCUCAGGAUUCCUCACGCUACUCCAAUGAUUUUUCUUCCUUAAAUGAAGCAGUGGGCUGGCCUCCAGUUCAAACAUGUAGAAAAAACAUGGUUUGUAAGCCUCUUCACUCUGAAAACCAGAGGGGUGUGCAGGAAUCAAUGAAUGGCAACAGUGAGGAGAGUGGAGGAAGCUCAAACUUUCUCAAGGUAAUCAUGGAUGGUAUGCCUAUUGGCAGAAAAGUGGAUCUCAAUGCCUACAACAGCUACAAUAGCCUAGCUCUAGCACUGGAGCACAUUUUCCAGCCAUCUUUCAUAUGUAAAGAUGCAGUGAAGGGGUCCUCCAUUGCAAAAGAUUCAAAGAGUUCAUGGCUUUUGGAAGCUUCAUCCAGCUACUUGUUGACAUACCAGGACAAGCAUGGAAACUGGAUGUUUGUGGGUGAUGCUCCCUGGCAAGUCUUUGUCAAGUCUGUGAAACGUCUAAGAAUUGCAAAAGGGAAGCCUAGUUAAUGAAGGCACUGGCAGCUGAAGGUCUUCCAAAUCGAUACCUACCAUUUACAAAGCUUCUCAAAUAAAAUAUGAACAUUUCCUCUUUAUCAGUCUCAGGAUUAUGUUGUUAUUUUUGAGCAAUUUGGAAUUUUUUCAAUGUUAAACAAAUCUGAUAACAACAUUUCAACUAAGCACAACUCCGUGACUUCCAGUAUGAUAUCAAUUUCCUUCUCUCUUUAAAUACUCAAGUUUGUAUGUAGUACCAUAAAAAAAGGUUUUUUUUAUGAAUGGGUUUGUAUGCUGGGAAAGUUUCUUUA